CAUUAUCCAAAUGUCGAAUAAAUCCGAGAAAGUCCGCAUAUUUGCAGCCUGUCAAAAAUCGGGGAAAAGUGAGAUUUGUCCUUUUCGUAGUGUAUUGAAUCUCCUUCUCAUUAAAGUAUGGAUGUAUAGCUGUGUACAAAUAAUAGUUUGAAAAUUUGAGAUUGACAGAAUCCGACGACUUAAGGGACUUAUGUCAAAUUGUUCGAAAAAUUCUGAUCAUGAAUGAUGAAAAUUUGAGAUUGGAAAAAUAUAAAAAUUAAGGAUGUCUGCAACAUUCUUGCAUAUAGGCGAUAUUGUAUCCCUGUAUGCCGAGGGGAAUGUAAAUGGAUUCAUAUCAACCCUAGGUUUGGUUGAUGACAGGUGUGUGGUCCAGCCAGAAGCAGGUGAUUUGUCAAACCCUCCAAAGAAAUUCAGAGAUUGUUUGUUCAAGAUCUGCCCUAACAACCGUUACUCUGCUCAGAAACAGUUCUGGAAAGCUGCAAGACAAAGUUCAACAAAUUCUACAGAUCCUGUCCUUCUGAAGAAAUUGCAUCAUGCAGCAGAACAAGAAAAGAAACAGAACGAAAAAGAGAAUCAGAAAGAACUUGGUAAAGAUGUCCAAUAUGGCUGUGUUAUACAGCUGCUUCAUCUUAAGAGUAACAAAUAUCUGACAGUAAACAAGAGAUUACCAGCUCAACUAGAGAGAAAUGCUAUGCGGGUAUCUCUAGAUGGUUCCGGCAAUGAGGGAUCCUGGUUCUACAUUGUACCAUUCUACAAGCUGAGACAGGCAGGAGAUAAAGUUGUUGUUGGUGACAAGGUGAUAUUAAACCCGGUGAAUGCAGAACAGCCCCUGCAUGCUAGUAACUAUGACCUCCCUGACAACCCAGAGUGCAAAGAGGUCAACUCUGUCAGUUGUAACACCAGCUGGAAGAUGGUGCUCUUUAUGGACUUCAAAGACAACAUGGAAGAUGUUCUUAAAGGAGGAGAUGUUGUACGACUGUUCCAUGCUGAAGAGCAGAAGUUUCUCACAGCAGACGAAUAUAAAAAACAGCAGCAUGUUUUUCUCAGGACCACGCAGAGAUUGUCAGCUACGUCUGCUACUAGCUCAAAGGCAUUGUGGGAAAUUGAGGUUGUGCAACAUGAUCCAUGUAAAGGAGGGGCUGGUCACUGGAACAGUCUUUUUCGGUUCAAACACCUUGCUUCAGGACAAUAUCUUGCUGCAGAGAUUGACAAUGAUCCAAGAAUAGAUCCCACCAGACAGAAGUUACGAGGCUCUCCUAUUGCUAAUGUAUACUGCCUAGUAUCUGUACCACAUGGGCAUGAUAUAGCCACGUUGUGGGAGCUAGACCCCACCACAAUGACUAGAAGUGACACCCUUGUUCCAAGGAAUUCCUAUGCACGUUUACAUCAUCUAUGUACUGGGACAUGGGUUCACAGUACAUCUUGUUUAGCCAUUGAUAAAGAUGAAGAUAGGCCUGAGAAAAAUAAG
This is a messenger RNA of Ruditapes philippinarum (Manila clam), 1468 nucleotides long. Its product is annotated as inositol 1,4,5-trisphosphate receptor-like. Gene Ontology annotation, molecular function: inositol 1,4,5 trisphosphate binding; phosphatidylinositol binding; inositol 1,4,5-trisphosphate-gated calcium channel activity. The transcript is spliced from 10 exons. The record is from RefSeq and is a predicted model, not a curated record. The annotation marks the transcript as partial. Lineage: Eukaryota; Metazoa; Mollusca; Bivalvia; Venerida; Veneridae. Gene Ontology annotation, biological process: calcium ion transport. Gene Ontology annotation, cellular component: sarcoplasmic reticulum; endoplasmic reticulum membrane; secretory granule membrane.